Molecule: messenger RNA, 2010 nt
Organism: Geosmithia morbida
Lineage: Eukaryota; Fungi; Ascomycota; Sordariomycetes; Hypocreales; Bionectriaceae
Product: Alkaline phosphatase
Exons: 4
Coding region: 1-2010 (669 amino acids)
Biological process (GO): dephosphorylation
Molecular function (GO): alkaline phosphatase activity
Source: RefSeq, a predicted model, not a curated record
AUGAGGUUCAACGUCGUCACCACCCUCGCGGCCCUCGCGGCCCUCUCGGGGGUCGCGUCCGCCCAGACCUACCAGCGGCUGGGCACAUGCCCUACUCUGGGCUGCCUCCUGCCUCCGGAUCAGUCCGACUUCCUGCCCGGCCAGCUGUUCGACCUGCGCGUCGAGGUGCAUGCACCCGUCAACGGCACCGAGGCGGCCCACGACGGCAAGCCGGACGAAAGGUUCAAGGUGACGAUUGCGAAGGGCAAGGGCAGGCCGCGUGACUUUGCCCACUUCUUCGACAUCGAGGAGCCCGAGGUCGAGAGGUGGGACUUCUCGUGGUACGAGGACCUCUUUGCCGAGGACGAGGAGAAGCCCAGCGUCGUCAACGUCGCCGCCAAGGCUUACCGCAAGCUCAGCCUGCGCGAGCCCGGAACUUAUACCGUCACGCUGCACUACUACGACGGCGAGACGACGACGGCCAAGUGGACGGUUCGGGAUAUCUCCAAGAGGCGCAAGGCUAAGAAUGUUAUCUUUUUCAUCGGUGAUGGCAUGACUACUAAUAUGAUCACCGCCGCCCGUCUGCUGGGACACAAGAGCAUCAACGGAAAAUAUCAGACCAACCUCAAGCUGGACGAUUUCCCCGUGUUGGGUCACCAGAUGACGCACUCGAUCGACUCGUACAUUACCGACUCUGCCAACUCGGCGUCUGCUCUAUACACUGGACACAAGAGCACCGUCAAUGCGAUGGGCGUCUACGCCGACUCGUCCGCCGACCCCUUCGAUGACCCCAAGGUCGAGACGAUCGUCGAGAUCUUCAAGCGGGUGCGCAGGGGUGCCUGGGGCGCCGUGUCGACGGCCUUCAUGGCCGACGCCACGCCCAUCGCGCUGACGGGCCACACCCGGCUCCGCGGCGAGUACGGCCCGCUGAUUGACCAGGCGCUCAACGGCGUGACCGACUACGAGUGGACCAAGCAGGACGGCCCGGACGUGUACUUUGGCGGGGGCGCCGAGAAUUUCCUCGCCGGUGAAGACUCGUACGAGGGCAAGGACUACUACAAGGAGUUCGCCGACAGGGGCUACGGCGUCAGCCUGAACCGCACGAGCCUGCUGGAGGCCGACCCGGGCGACAGGCAGCUCGGCAUCUUCUGCCGCGGGAACCUCCCUGUCUGGCUCGACCGAAACGUCUACAAGGAGAACCUGCAGGGUCUGGCCAACGACCCGGCCGGCGGGGACGGCGACGCCACCGACCUCCCCGGUCUCAAGGACAUGGCCACCAAGGCCGUCGAGAUACUCGACCGCCGGGGCGGCGACGACGGCUUCUUCCUCAUGGUCGAGGCCGCAUCCGUCGACAAGCAGAUGCACGCCCUCGACUACGACCGCGCCCUGGGCGACCUGCUCGAGCUUGACGAUACCGUCCGCGCCACCAUGAAGAAGCUCGAGGACCUAGAUGUUCUCGACGAGACGCUCAUCAUCGUCUCGGCCGAUCACGGUCACGGCUUCGACGUCUACGGAUCAGCCGACACAAAGUACCUCGCCGCCCAGGAGGAUGAGCGCCACAAGCGCCGCGCCAUCGGGGUGUACAGGAACUCGGGCAACUCUCAGUACACCACGGGCAAGCCCCCCAGCGGCAUCAGCUACGGAACCGGCCCCAACUUCCCCACAAACUGGGAGCCCCGGUACGCCAUCGCCGCCGGCUUCGGCGCCAUGCCCGAUCACCGCGAGAACUACAAGGUGCACAGGUCAGAGCCCCGCGAGCCAGCCGUCGAGAUCGUAGAGGACUCGGGCGACUACUACGCCAACCCGGACGACGGGAAGGACGGGUACCUCGUCAACGGCACGCUGCCCACCACCGAGGGGCAGGGCGUCCACUCGCUCACGGACGUGCCCGUCUUCUCCUGGGGUCCAUGCCAGGAGCUCUUUGGCGGGACUUUUGACAACAUUGACAUCUUCUACAAGAUUUCCGACUGUCUCGGUCUUGCCAGGGGUGCGGACUGGGACCGUGCGGACUGGGACCGUUCGACUGAUUGA